AGGCGGGCGGGGCCGCGCGCCCCAGCGCUCUGUCCCUUCAAAGUGUGAGAAGAUGGCGGCGGCGGGCCCCGGCAGCCGGGCCGCGGUGUCGGCGCGGCGGGGGCGGCGGCGGCGGGGGCGGGCCGGGGCGGCGGCGGAGGAGGACGACGAGGUGGUGCUGGCGGUGGCGGAGUGCCCGGUGUGCCGCCAGGCGCUGGUGGAGGCGGUGACGCCGCCCUGCCGCCACUCGCUCUGCCUCGCUUGCUUCCAGCGGUGCCUGCAGGGCCCGGGCCUCUGCUGCCCGCUCUGCCGCAGCCGCCUCUCCACCUGGGCCCGCCGCCAGCAGGCCCGCGCCGAGCCCGCCGCGACGACGGCCGCCGGAGGAGGCGGGGAGCAGCGGCCGCCGGACCAAGACUUUAUAUUCCGAGCACCCAUUAAAUUAAGCAAACCGGGGGAACUCCGAGAGGAAUAUGAAAGCCAGCUAAGGAAGCUGAGAGAAGAAAAACUACAAGAAGAAAAAACUUCUGAGGAUCUGAUUCACAAGAUAAUUCUAGAUGACAUGGAAGGAGGAAAAAGAAAAACGGAAGAACAGCAGAAAAAAGAUGAAUCUCUAGUGCUGAAAGUGAACCAAGAGUGUUUUCCUGAACGUCUCUCGGAUUCAGAGAAUGAAGAACCAUUCCAGGGCAAACAAACGCAUCGGUCAGCUUUUGUUUCCAAGACCAGUGCCUACUCCUUUGCUUUCCUUUCAGGGAACCUAACCUCCAAGGUGGAAAGGAGUCGGAGUUGCAACGACACCAUUCAGGAGAGAUCAAAGAGCAGGCAGAGAUCAGCCCCAGCCAACAAAACAAAGGUUCCGCCUGUGACCAGCGCGUCAACUCCUCUCGUUGGAGUUUUGUCGUCUACCCAAAACAAUCGCUGCCUCUCCGCCCCAGACCUGACAGCGGAGAAGCGCCUCGUUCUCAACCCGGUUUCCUCCUUCUCGGCCCUGCACAAGCCAGAGCGAUCCAUCAGCCCCGAGAGCAAUGACAGCAUCUCAGAAGAGCUCAAUCACUUUAAGCCCAUCGUCUGCUCCCCGUGUACUCCUCCAAAGAGGCUUCCUGAUGGCAGAGUCCUGAGCCCUCUCAUUAUAAAAUCCACACCGAGAAACCUCAACCGCAGCCUGCAGAAGCCAACCACCUACGAAGCCAGUCCUAGAAUACUGAAAAAAUGGGAGCAAAUAUUUCAGGAGCGCCAGAUCAAAAAGACUCUCUCGAAAGCAACUCUUACCUCCUUGGCUUCAGAGCCUGGGGAAGAUGUUAUAGUUCCUGACAUCACCAACUCCACUAGUUGCAAUAAAGAGCAACCACAAAUACAGGAUGAUCACGUUCCACCUGACGCAACAGGAGACCCUCGCCCAGAGCUAGAUUUCUUUCCUUCUAUCAGUGAAAUGAAGCCAGGAAGAGGCAGUGAGAAGAACAGAGAUUCACAGGCCUUAACAACAGACGAGAGCUCUGCUGAACCAGAUGCAAGAUCAAACGGAGCCUCCCUAAACACACGAGUGUCAGAAGUUCCUGACAUAAAAGUGAACGCGUACAUGGACAAAUCCUGCCUUAGCAUCGGCCCCAAGGUGCUGAGCAGAAGAAUAAUUGGAGUCAGUGCGUCACUGCCUGACAACAGCACGCUUGCAGUUCCUGUCAAGACAUCAGGAAAAAAGCAGCUGAAAUACCUGAACCAUAGCGAAUUAAUCAACGUGCAGAACAGUACCUGCAAUUCCGUGGAGAACAUCAUUAGCGAACAGCCCCCUUCGCUGAGACGGGGACGAAAGAGACGCUGCAAAACGAAGCACUUGGAGCACAACGGUUCUGUUAAAAGACUGCGGCACGCGGCCGGGGAGAUGGGCUUGCCUCCGGAGGAUCGCCUGGUCAGGGAGAUGGAACAGAAGCUCCAGCAAGAGGAGGAAGACCGGAGACUGGCCUUACAUCUGCAGCGAAUUUUUGACAGUGAGAAUAGGACAGUGGAUAGGCGGAAAGUUAGAGUAGAUCGGUAUCUCCUGCGGUCAAAGAGCACUCUGGGUGCUAAGUAGCACUGGUGGACGAUGUUGCCUUUCUAGAGGACAAUGAGGUUUAUCAGAUUAUCUUAUAGGAAAACUAUUUUUUGUCAUACUUCCACCCACACAAUUGUUUUUCUUUUUGGUGGUAAGACAUUUGUAGGUCCAGUUCAGAGAGAAGCCAGAGUCCUUUCAGAGUUUAAAAAAAAAAAGAAAGAAAAAAGAAAAGAGAAAAAAAAAUCCUCCAACCUCUCUGGUCCAUUGGUCUGAAAGAAGCGUCGGUCCUCACCGUGAAUACACUGCAAUGCACGUAAAUGCAGUUGGUGAUGUCUGGGUUCCCCUCGCUAAGGCUGUUGUAUUAGCAGUAUAUGAGGUACCGGGUAAGGACCUCAUCCCUUCGUUGUCUUGCCAUUUGUGAUAUGCCAAGAGAAACCAGAGCUCUGCUCACGGAGAGGAAACUGGGCUGUUUCUCUCCGAGAAACAGUGUUUUCCUCUCUGUCCGUCUCAUAUAUCUCCCUUACACUGCAGCUAGCUGUGGUGGUCGGACUGUUACUUAUGUCAAAGUGUCUGAAUGAGCUGAUUUGGCAUAAAUUUAUAACAACAGGAAGACAUUUGUUUGUUUGUCUUUGGGAAGGAGGCUGUGAUUUGUGUUUCUGCUAGGAAGCACCAAAUAUAUCCUCCUAUAGUACAUGUACCUGAAUGUAUCGCGCUGUCUGAACCAGCAGUACAGAUCGUAGGUUGCUUUCUUUAUGUAGACAGCCAAAGGCAGUGAAGGAAGCUGUAAAAUAAGGAUUUUACUGAAAAGCUUUAUGAGAACUUGUACAUUUAUGUUAAGGAUACAGUGGAAAGCUUGGGCAGCGCAGCUGGAAGCCGUUCUCUUGGGCUCUGUGACACCCUUCUGCGUAACUUCUCGCAGUCCCUGCCUCUUACCGAGGCAAGAGCAGAUUUCCUCUUCUUCCCACUAACACUUGAAUCCAGAAAGGGAAACGCCAGCCUGGUGAUUUUAGGAAGGAGGUUGUCCGUACUGACGUGCAUCCCGCAGGCUCCUGCUGGUUGAGAUAGCUGAGCGCUCUUGACACCCAAGGCUUGUCCUUACCUGUUCAGCAGUGGCACUCAGAGGCAUCCCGAGUUAUUUGACACAUCGUCAUCCUUUCCCAGGCCCUCGGUGAGUUUGUGGUAGAGCUGGGACAAGAGCCCGGCCCAGCUGGCCUGUGGGCGCACGUACCGGAGAUGCAAGCCUGCCUGGUCCAUGCUCUGCGCUAGCCAUCCUCAGGCAGGAAUUCACACUGCUAAGAAAGCUCAGGUGAGCGCCGCGCUAAGGAAACACUUAUAUUGGGUUGUGUCUCGAUCGUGACACGGAUCUCACCUAAAUAACAGCAAUGUUCCAGCUAGCCUGAUGGUUUGAACUGAGUAAUUGUCCGCUCACCUGAUGAUGCAGUGUGUUAAUUGUUCUUCCUCGGACCAAUUUCAGGGAAUAAGGAUGCCAUUAGAAUUAAAUGCCCAAUCCCAUAUCCAGUGUCCUUCAGAGAGAACAUUUUAUUCUUUUCUCUUUCUACCUGAUACCGCUCUUCACCAUCCAUUAGCAGUGAAAUAAUUUCCUUGAUUAUUACUAGUAAUUAAGCUCAAAAAUCACAGCUCGACUUCAUCCUUGAGUGCUGCCUUGCAGUGUAUUCACUGGGGAUCCCCGGGGUCCGCAGGGAUUUUCUUCCAGGGCUCCCUGCGCUGUUGCUGGUGUCCUGGCCCAUGCACCAGGUGACAGGGGGUAUUUUCAAGCUUGCCGCUGGCCCACGGCACGAAGGGAAGGUCAACUAUCACGUUACAGGGUGGGAUGGAUCUGAGAGCGUUGCCAGUGCCCAAUUUCCUCCUGGAUGCAUCUGUUAGGAAAAAAACUUAAAAAACAGCAGAAUUUCUCCCUCCAUCUUAAAUGGUAAAAAAAAAAAAAUGGGAACCAGUUUUGUUCUUCUCUUUUGGCAUACUUGUGUAACUGCAAGGACCCUGGAGCUUUUUCCUAAUUGAACUGGAUUGUUUUUUUAAAAGAAAUCUUAUAUUUUAAUGGAUAAAAUUUAUAUAUUUUAAAUACUAUAUUUCAACAGAUUGACACUUUCAUUGUGAGAAAAUCUUAUAGCAAUGAUUCCAUAAUAUAUACAUAUAUAUAUAUCUCCUUAACACACAAACUACUGGAUGUUUAGAAACGUUUCCACCCUCGGCUAGACCUGGCCUCCCUGUUGGGGCUGGUGGGCGAUGUCUUGCUGUCCCUCUCCGGAGGGGGAGCUUUGCCCUCUUAGACCCUGCAGCCUCGUUAGGUGCAGCCUCGUUAGGCGCUGAUUGAAGCCGGUGCAAUUCUUUUGCCUCAAACUGAAUUGCACUCAUACCCCAGCGGUAAAUCGGAAGGAAAUGGAGUAAUUACAGCCUUGAUUGGAUCCAGGAGAGCGGCGCAGGGAUAAAUAGCACCGGUUUGAAUUUGCCCUUUGCAAAGAAUAAGCUGAGAAUGGAAACCCACAGCUUUUACCCUGAACUGCUGGCAUUUUUUUCCCCCAAAGUUUUGAGCUAAACCUUGCACUUUCCAAGUGCAUCUAGAUUUACCAUGACUUUUAGAGAUCCCCUUGCCCUUCCCCGGGGUUAGUCCCUCCAGCCUGAUCCGACUUCCCUGAGCAGUUUCCUUCUCUCUCGCUGGGCUCGUGCUGGUUUCCCCCAGGCUUGGGCUGCUGGGCGCUCUCUAAGCAAAUGUAUAAAAGGAAAACUAGAUUUACGUGGGGUUUUACCUGCUGAAUGUAUCCUUUUUAUCCCUCUUAGAGUAGGUUUUAGAGUCCAGCACGCCACGCCAGUGUCGUUUUACAAAUCUUUUUCUAAAAAAAAAGAAAAAUGACUUAAAUAUUUAGUUUUUUGUGUGUUAAUUUCCUCUUUUUAAAUCUGAGUCUCAGCGGAAGUGCGGGAGGCGCUGCCUAAGUCGGACCUUGUCCCAAGCCAAAAAAGCCUAACGGGGUCCCGGCAGAGGAGGGUGCGUCGCGUGCGGUCUGUCGCAUCAGUAUUUAAGGAGGCCUUUUUCUGAGAAAAUGUGGGAUAGUCACGGUCCUACGAAGCCCGUCCCUUCGGGGCGAGACCUCACAGCUGGCGUGCAGUGAACGUAGCAGGGUUGCGUUGAUCUUUCCUCCAGAGGUUGGAUGCCCCCGGGUUAUCGCGCCGGUUUUUAGCCCACUGAUUUUAGCCGUUGACGAAAACUGGCUGUAUUUCUGCGUUACCUGCUCCAUCCGGUUGCUUAAAAACUGAGGAAAACCCCAGGCAGCUGCCGUUUUUGGCCAGCGUGGCCAUGUCACCUCCUUGCCCAGCCCGCGAGAGCGUGACUGGGGCCGGGCUGGGGUCCGCUCAAGUCGGUAUGAGGCUAGAGGCGAUUUUAAGCUCUGAUGAAUGUUUUAUGAAUUUUAUUACUUUUGUGUAACCUUGCACAAAAAAGAAUUGUAUAUAAUUUCACGUCAAAGAGCAGAAGUUCCCAGCCUCUCGCGUACGCUUCCUUUGUCGCAGUGUCACCCGAGAAGUAAAACACUUCUUGCCGAACAGCGGCUGCAGCGCCAGCUCUGCAGAGGCCCUAAAAUGAAACCAAGUAUUUAUUUACCUGUAUCCGAAAAUAGUUCCUAAUCCUCCUCCUCUCUGCAGCCGGGUGCUCUCCGGGAUUAAGUGCCGUCCCUGCAGAUUGCGGACACGCGGGCACGUACCCGUCCUUCCCCAGCGCGGAGCUGCCUCUCUCCUGGGAAAAAGCAGGGCGGGAGAUUGCGCCGCUCGUAGCCCUUCCUUGGGACCAGAAGGGGUUGGGGGGUUGUUCAAUCACAGAACGACCGUCUCUGCCAAAGAUGCCGCCUGACUCCGAAAGCCACCUUUGACUCUCCGGAGCUUCCUCCGCGGGAGAAGACGCGUUAAGAUUCGUUUGUGGAGUCGGAACAGACAACAGGAAACAAAUGAAGGAAAAGUGCCAAAAGAGUGGAUCAUGCAAGAUGAUUGUAUAAUGUUGUUCUAUAGCGUCAGUAUUUUUCUUCAAACGCUACUGUACAUGCAGUACACAGUAGUCAUGGAGCAUAGCUCGAACAAGCGCUUCUUUGUAUUUUAUCAGUGAAAGCAAGGGGGAGGUGAAGCCUUAAAGACUACAGCUGAUUUUACAAGCAGGCCUUCAGCGAUGCUUCGCGGACGGCCCCGCAGCCGGACUCGCCUGGGCACGGGGAGCGUUUCGCCAGGACCGGUCCCCUCCGAGCUGCGAGGGGCACGCGAGACGAAAACCACCGACCGCUUCUUGUUCACCUUUCGGACGUGGACACGAGGGUCAAGCAUGUCACUGUGAUAGAGAUCCGUGGGGUGGUUUAUAGAGCGCAGCCAGGUGCAAACUGUGCCCUGAGCUGAACUAUAGCUCAGAAGCUGGAAUGAUCUCUCUGUGUCGUAUGAAUUUGAUACAAACCUUUUUCUUCCCCGUAUCUUUAAAACACUGCAAAGCAUCAAACAGAUCUAGAAUUAGGUAUUCACUAUGCAAACAGAGAAAUCUUCAACUGAUUACAAGGGGGUUUGUGUAUGCCUGGUUUUCUUGGUGUUUACUGUCAAACUGUUUAAAGCAAAUAUAGAUGUUGCUACACUUUUUCCGAUACGCUUUAAAUCAUUGUGCUUUAGUGUUAUCCUCAACUUGCAAUGGGAACACCAGUGUGGUAAAAGACUACGGUCAUUUUGGGUCUCAACUGAACCACUGUGGCUUCAUCCAAAUGUUUUAAAAGCAAUGGAAGUUACUGAAAGACUGUUUACUUGCAUGUGUAAAAUGUGUGGGUAAAAUGACAUGCAGGCGUCUUGUCAUAUUGUGGCUUCUGUUAUUUGGAACAGAGUAAAUCCUGCUUGUGCAAAAUUGUCACGAAACCGAAAUAUGCCAACUGUGUACAAAUAUUGUGUACAUGUUAACAGCAGUGAAGACUUUAACCGCAGGACAAAGGCCGAGGUUAAAAUGGAAUAAAACCAGGUUCUUACAGUCGA
Messenger RNA from Dromaius novaehollandiae (emu), 7003 nucleotides. It is a transcript of the gene RNF169, whose product is annotated as ring finger protein 169. Gene Ontology annotation, cellular component: site of double-strand break; nucleus. The transcript has 6 exons. Gene Ontology annotation, biological process: double-strand break repair. The coding region runs from base 53 to 2041 and encodes 662 amino acids. Gene Ontology annotation, molecular function: ubiquitin-protein transferase activity; nucleosome binding; metal ion binding. NCBI's taxonomy places the organism in Eukaryota, Metazoa, Chordata, Aves, Casuariiformes, Dromaiidae. The record is from RefSeq and is a predicted model, not a curated record.